UUUCCUCUUCGGUUCGCCCUAAACCCCUCCGCGACCUCUCUCCAUGGCCGCCAAGAGGAGGCUCGGCAAGCCGCCGGCGGCGGCGGCUCCAGCGGCGCCGAAGGCCAAGGCGAAGGCAAAUGAAGACGACGCGGAGGGGCUCUUCUCCUCGCGCUCCUUCGCCGACCUCGGGCUCCACCCCACCCUCUGCGCCCACCUCCAAGAUAAGAUGGGUUUCCAGGGGCCGACGCGGAUCCAGGCCCAGGCGAUUCCCGUCACCAUGUCAGGACAGCACCUGCUUGUGAAGGCGGCGACCGGCACUGGAAAGACGCUCGCGUAUCUCGCGCCGAUCGUCCACCUUCUCCAGAUGAGGGAGCCUCGUGUCGAGAGAACUCAUGGAACUUUUGCGUUGGUAAUUGUUCCGACGCGAGAGCUGUGCUUGCAGGUUUAUGGGAUUGCACAGCAGUUGGUGCAUCGUUUUCACUGGCUUGUCCCUGGGUAUGUAAUGGGUGGUGAGAGUAGAUCAAAAGAGAAAGCAAGACUGCGGAAAGGAAUAUCGAUCCUAAUUGCCACUCCUGGGCGCCUUCUGGACCACUUACAGCAUACUUCAUCAUUUGUUUAUUCAAAUUUGCGCUGGAUAGUUUUCGAUGAAGCUGACAGCAUUCUUGAGCUUGGUUUUGGAAAAGCAGUCGAGGAUAUACUAGGGCUCUUGGGUUCCAGGACCGAUGCUUCUGAUGAGAAUAAAAGCAAAACCGACCCUAUGCAAAGGCAAAACCUUCUCUUAUCAGCAACUCUCAACGAAAAGGUGAACCGCUUAGCCAACAUUAGUUUGAAGAACCCAGUGAUGAUUGGACUUGAUGAACAAAAGAAGCCUUCUGAGAGGUCCAGUGCCCUAGGGAAGAAGCACACUUCCUUAUUAUCCGACGAUGAGGAGGAAAUACCUGACAAGCACAACAAUAUAGCGGAACCCGCGGUUGAUGAUUUUAAGCUUCCUGCACAAUUGGUUCAAAGAUAUGUUAAAGUUUCAUGUGGUUCGAGGCUUGCAGUUCUUCUGACCAUUCUGAAAUCUCAAUUCGAAAGACAAGUGUCCCAGAAGGUUGUUGUUUUCAUGUCAACAUGUGACGCUGUAGAUUUCCACCACACUGUACUCAGCCAGCUUGAGUGGAGCCGUGGCCUCGCAUUAGAUACAGAUAAGAAGCAAAAAUUUCUUGGCUGCAAAGUGUUCCGUUUACAUGGUAACAUGGACCAGGAAGACCGCAAAAAGUCAUACUUGGGAUUCAGUUCUGAUAAAUCUGCAAUUCUUGUGUGUACUGAUGUUGCUGCCAGAGGCUUAGACAUUCCGAAAGUUAGGUGCAUCAUACAGUAUGAUUCACCUGGGGAAGCUUCUGAAUAUGUUCACAGGGUUGGAAGAACUGCAAGGAUUGGUGAAAAGGGGGAGGCCCUCCUGUUUCUCCAACCUGUUGAACUUGACUACUUGAAAGACCUAGAGCUACAUGGUGUAUCUCUGACAGAAUACCCCUUCCAAAAGGUUUUAGACGGUUUCCCUGUGAAUGGGGAGAAGCCUCUCAAGAGGAAGCCAAUAUCUUUAGAUAUGCACCCAUGGAUACUCUCUGUACAGAGAACGCUGGAAAAUUACGUCGCAUCUGAGGCCACAACAAAUAAGCUUGCCAGGGAUGCCUUCUGUUCCUGGCUUCGCGCUUACACCGCCCACCGAGGCGAGCUGAAGAAGAUCUUCAUGGUGAAGAAGCUCCACCUGGGGCAUGUGGCGAGAAGCUUCGGGCUGAAGGAGCAGCCCUCGCUGGUCGGGAGGUCGCACCAGGUGCAACUCAAGAAGAGGAAGAAAGAACAGAAACGCGAAGGGCAAGGACCAACCAAACGGAGAAAAUUCCCCACCAAGAAGUGAAUCCCCAUAUGGCAAUAGAAGAUCGUCACACAGUGAGACAGGACCUGAUGGAUGGUGGAUCAUGAAACUAACAGCAGCAGCGAUUUUGCAAGAAACUCACCAGAGCUAGACAACUAAUUUACUGUGCAACCACAGGAUUUUGUUACGUUUCCUUGGAUGUAAAAUGUUUGAUUAUCUUUGAUCAUAACUCUUGUUUGUCAAAUCCUCA
Messenger RNA from Triticum dicoccoides, 2090 nucleotides. RefSeq names its product DEAD-box ATP-dependent RNA helicase 17-like. The coding region runs from base 44 to 1882 and encodes 612 amino acids. The transcript has 10 exons. NCBI's taxonomy places the organism in Eukaryota, Viridiplantae, Streptophyta, Magnoliopsida, Poales, Poaceae. Gene Ontology annotation, molecular function: ATP binding; RNA helicase activity; nucleic acid binding. The record is from RefSeq and is a predicted model, not a curated record.